AUGGUAGACUUUUCAAUAGAGAACAUUUUCUCUAUCCAAGUGUUCUUAAUUGUUUUGAGAGAGACCUUGGAACUGGCUAUUAUUGUCUCAGUUUUACUAGCAUUUCUUCAUCAAAGCUUUAGUAAUACUAAAGAGAAAACAAAUUCUCGCAAUGUCGAAGAGAAUAGUCAUUCAGGUGAGCAUAGAAGACCUGAGGAAGGUUCAUCCAGUGCAUCAAUACUGAGCAUGGACGAGGAGUUGCGAGCAGACGUAUAUACGUUCUUGAAAUUGCAGGUAUGGAUUGGUGGCCUUUUAGGUUUGGUAGCGUGCCUUUUCAUAGGUUCAAUAAUACUCUUUGUGUUUUAUUGGUUAGGAAAUGACUUAUGGUCAUCAGCAGAACAUUAUUGGGAAGGAACAUUUUCUAUUGUUGCAAGCAUCAUUAUAUCUGUAAUGGGGGUCAAAAUAUUGAGGGUGCACAAAAUGCAAGAAAAAUGGAAGUCAAAACUAGUUACACUCAUAGAAAGGUCUGACUACCUUAAUAAGGCUCUUAAGCAUCAUGCAGGAUAUCGUGAGAGAGCGGAGCUCGGAUCAAGGUUCUCUCAAUGGAGCGAGAAGUACUCUAUGUUCAUAUUACCAUUUGUUACGACCCUAAGGGAAGGUAUGGAAGCAAUUGUAUUUAUAGGUGGUAUCGGACUUAACGAAAAUACGUCUAUUUGGGCCAUAAUUAACUCCUUGGUGCUCGCUAUAAUAACCGGCUGUUCAAUUGGAUUAUUAUUGUAUCGCUCGGGAAAUAGUCUUUCUUUACAAUGGUUCUUAAUAUCAUCAACUGGAUUUUUAUAUGUGGUUGCUGCUGGACUAUUCUCAAAAGGAAUAUGGCAUUUUGAGCUACAGAGGUUUAUAAAUUUAUGCGGUGGCUUAGAUGUUUCUGAAACUGGACAUGGUCCAGGUUCAUACGACAUUAGUAAGAGUGUAUGGCAUGUGAACUGUUGCAACGGUGAGCUACAAGACGAUGGAGCAUUUUGGAUGAUGGUAACAGCUAUUUUUGGUUGGACAAACUCAGCUACUUAUGGCAGCGUAAUUAGCUAUAACAUAUACUGGAUCAUUAUUAUUAUUGUAUUCAGAUCUUUGAUCUAUGAGGAACGAAAUGGAUACUUACCCUUAGUACCGCUUAAAUGGCAACAAUCAAGAAUUAAUAAAAGAAACAAGAAUUAUCAGCCACUUGCAUCAUCUAAUGGCAGGGAAAGUGCUGAUUCUAUUGAUUCAGAAACACCUUUAAAUGCUUAA
This is a messenger RNA of Priceomyces carsonii, 1263 nucleotides long. It is a transcript of the gene FTH1, whose product is annotated as Fth1p. The record is from RefSeq and is a predicted model, not a curated record. Lineage: Eukaryota; Fungi; Ascomycota; Pichiomycetes; Serinales; Debaryomycetaceae. Gene Ontology annotation, biological process: iron ion transmembrane transport. Gene Ontology annotation, molecular function: ferrous iron transmembrane transporter activity. Bases 1 to 1263 code for a protein of 420 amino acids. Gene Ontology annotation, cellular component: plasma membrane; fungal-type vacuole membrane; high-affinity iron permease complex. The transcript has a single exon.